Messenger RNA from Podospora bellae-mahoneyi, 3931 nucleotides. RefSeq lists its product as uncharacterized. Gene Ontology annotation, cellular component: cytosolic [4Fe-4S] assembly targeting complex. Bases 289 to 3771 code for a protein of 1160 amino acids. The transcript has 6 exons. Gene Ontology annotation, biological process: iron-sulfur cluster assembly. The record is from RefSeq and is a predicted model, not a curated record. Lineage: Eukaryota; Fungi; Ascomycota; Sordariomycetes; Sordariales; Podosporaceae.
GGGAGCAGCCAACGUGCUUGGAAAUGCGCAUUGGUGGGCGAAUCAUUCGAAGGAUAUUCAUGAUAUAGGCCAUCCCAAUUCAAUACCAAACCUGAAAGCACUCGGUUCCUAUCCACGCUCACGGUCAUUCUGUCAAGCUGUGCUUAAACACUCUCGUCAGCCCAAAAAAACUUUGUCCAACAUCAGCACUCGGAGCUUGGGCCAUAUCAUUGAAGGCCGAAGCGGUGAUUCCUAGAGAGCUUCCCAGGGCCUGGAGUUACUGUUCUGACAGAGAAUUGCAUUUCCAAAAUGGCACAAUUCAAGCAGUGGGCACUGGAAUAUGUGCUUGCUGACGAUGAGCCUGUGCAGUUACAACUCACCAAGAAAGCCGCCAAGGAGAUUGAGGAUUCCCGAGCAAGCAGCACCGUUGUGGGAAACUGGGCCGCCUCUGUUCACCAAUGGAUGACCUUGACGCAUUCCAACGACAAUGACCAAAUGGAAGAUGAAGAUGAAAGGGCGAAUGGUGAUAUUGUUUCCAGAGCGAAAGCUCUGGGUUUUCUCGCCGGCACCUUGGAGGCGCUCGACAAAACUAUUCUUAGACCCGAUCAAGUCCAGCGGUUGAUCGGCUUCUUCGGUGCCAUGUUUUCCUACGAUCACAAAGCAGGCAUUACAGCGUCUGCGAAAGCCCUACAACAACUGUAUUCCAUGAAGAACUUCAAGCCAGAGAUGGGGAUCAAAGUCUUGGAAGAUGUCUCCAAGCUGAAGGAAGAUUUCCGGCUACAGACUGCCGUUACCAGACUUGAGCUUUAUGAGUUGUUCCUCAGGUUGGUGGAAGACCCAGCAGUCAGCAGUGAACUUCAACACAAGUACGGCUCCUCAUGCGGCUUUGCCCUUGAUCUCCUCCAGCUCUGCUCAAGUGAGCGAGACCCAAGAAACCUUAUGAUCUGGUUCAAAAUCAUCAGACGACUCCUCACCGAAUUCUCACCAUCACCCGAGGUCACCGAAGAGAUUUUCAAAGCUUUCUCUGCCUACUUCCCCAUUUCUUUGCGGAGCUCGGCCACCCCAAUAGGAAUCACAGCCGAGGACCUCAAGGAGGCGGUGCGGUACUGUUUUUCAUCGCAUCAACGUGUUGCCCCUUUUGCCUUUCCAUUUCUCAUGCAGAAGCUUGAUCAAGGGGAUGCAGUCACGGUGGCUGUCAAGGUUGACAUUCUGAGAACCAUCAAGGCGUGUAUCGAAGAGUACGAAAACCCGCAGGCUAGCGUUGUCCCAUACAUCAAAAAGAUCUGGGGGUCCCUGAAAUACGAAGUACGAAACGGGGAGGUAAAGGAGAGCAUCGACGCCACCAUCGAAGUGCUCCGUGCUAUUGCCAGAAAGCUCGAUGGCUCGAAAACUCACAAGCAUGAAGUCACCCUGUUGAAGAACUACAUCGACCUGGUGUUUGGAGACUGCAAAGACGACCUUUCCAAUCCGACCUACACGAAACAAGCAGGUCUUCUGUUAUUGACGGUUGUCACCGCAAGCAUCAAGGGCUAUGUGUUUUACAGUGCUAGCUUCAUCGAUAUCAUCCGCCAAAAUCUUCGACAACCAAAGUCUCCGACUCAUACCCGAGACCUUCUGCUACUUGUGAACUCUAUUCUCAAGACACGGAUAGAGCUCUUCAAGAACCGAAAAGUUGGACAUCCCGAUGAUGAGGAGCAAUUACGUUCCGAGCCACGGACCCACCUCGUUAGCCUCUUCCACGAUGUCUACCUACCAAUAUGGACGGGCAAGGCCAGUGAAUCUGAUUCCAAAGAGAGCGAUGUCCUGAAACAAGUCGCUCUUGGUCUUGGCUUGCUUGUCAGCCAGCAAGCUUUGGAUACGAAGGGCGAGGUGUCACUCCUCUGCUCCGGGGCUAUCUGUUUUGAGAUCUGCAACCUUCUCACUGUCACACUUGUGAAGCCUUUGACCCUGAGCUCCAAUGACAAUCAGAGCCAGGAUGCGACGCUGGAAGAUGACGUUGUGCUUGCUCUGCGCACAAUCGUCAUGAGUUACACAGAUGGCUAUGGGCAUAUUCUCAAGGCAGCCAGAAAGGAAAUCCAGAAGCGCGACUGGACUGGUCCUUCUGAGUAUUCUCUGGAGGCUCUGAAGAUUCUGCUUUCUCGACUGGCGUUCAUCGGGUGCUCAGAGAUUCCGACCCAGGUCAAGUCUGACACGGAGCCGGAACACCCAUACAGCCCGCUGCGGCACUAUGACGCGUGGCUGCGGACGCUAGUAUACCUCUUCCCACUGUCAGCUCAGUCCCUUACUGCCAACUCGUACAUUUUGUCGUCUCUUCAUGCGUCGGUCAUAUGGUUCCGUGACGCCUGUGAAGCAAGGUACGGGACUGGUGCACUGGUCCAGUAUUCAAAUAGCGACAAGAACUGGCUUGCGGAAUUUGAGCAGCUUCCAGGCACAUUCUUCAGUCAGGCGGAGGGUCAAUCUAUACUGCCAGACGAAGUUGCUUCAAGCUUUGGCGAGGAUGACCCCAAGACGUAUCUCCAGUUCCUGCGACUCAGCUUGUUCAUCGUGAGGGGAUUUUACAAGGGUGCCAAUACUGAAGCACCAUGGUCAGAGCAAGCGCUUGUUCAGCUUGCUCAGACGGCUGCGUUGGUUGUGCGAAGCCUCGAUGAAAAGUUGCAGGUGUCUUGUAAUCUGGCCCGCGAGGCAUUCAGCUUGUUCAAGACCUCCGAGGACAAGCCCUGCGCUAGCCCAUUGAGUGGGUUACUCACAGUUGGUAUCCUUCAGGGACUUCACCCGGGUGCUAUGACUGAGCUGUAUCAACCCGGAGGUGUAGCAGAGAAGUUUAUCUGCGAUACAUCCUACCUUGGCUCCUCGCCACGAGCAAGCGAUAUUAAGGCCGCCAUUGGAGCCAUCUAUUCCAACAAGUACCCAGCUGGACCUGCUGCAUCUGAGGAAUACCAGACCUUGAAGCGUGGUUUGGAAUUCUGGACGAACCACAUCAAGAACGCCGUCAGAUCCUCAGACAUCGACUCUGACAGCUUCCACUCCUUCACCAACGUUGCUAUGCACACCGUUGCCGGGGCCGUGGCCCGUCAAGAGAAAUUCGUCCUUGACCUCAUCCCUAUCCUCCACGAGGCGGCUGCUAGCCCCAGCCCCAACGGGGAAAUCGUCGCUCGUUCCAUGGGCAUCCUAGUCCAACCCAACAGCGAAGUUUUGAACAAGGAGAGCCACGCGAACAUCAAGCGGUUCUACAAGCAAUGGGCUUACAACUUCCUCGUCCGCCCAUUAUAUGACCUUGCCCGCCCAGGCAGCGACAAGGACCCCAAGGCCACAGCCCGUUACUCUAUCAUGAUUCUCUCAGUGGUCAAGAACUGUCCUUUUACCGUCUACCAGGACGAUCUCGAGUCUCUGCUGCGUCUCCUUGUCACCGCACUGAGCAACAAGAAGGACGACAGUGUCCUCUCCGAGGAGGCCGCGCAGGCGCAGGUGAUUGCCGCUUUGGAAAUCCUGGUUGAUAUCCUGGCCAACGAGCCAAGCACUCUCAAGGGUUUCUUGAAGGAGAUCAUCAGUGGGACGACCAAGGUGUACCAGGAAUCAGCCACCUCGAACAAGACGCUCCACAAGACUCUAACGACCUGCCGGAAGUUGUCACUGCAGGUGCUCGGUGCACUACCGAAGACGUUUGAGGAGCGCUAUCUCCUUUCUUUCUCGCGCCCAACACAGCGCAUGCUGGCUUCGGCGUGUGGCGACCCUGUGAGAAAGGUGCGUGAGGCUGCGCGGUCAGCCAGGGCUAACUGGGCGAAGGUUGUUUAGGGGUAGGAUAUGAGAUUUGCAGGUAGAUAGAACCCAUCUGAUCCAAUGAGCAGCAAAGCAAUGUGAACCAUGGGUAUCUCUGUUGACUUUUUGCCGUCCACCAAAGGACACCUUCCCCAUACAUAGAUAAACGAAUCAAUUAGCCAGAAACUCGCUGUAG